Molecule: messenger RNA, 434 nt
Organism: Capsaspora owczarzaki ATCC 30864
Lineage: Eukaryota; Filasterea; Ministeriida; Capsasporidae
Exons: 3
Coding region: 26-355 (109 amino acids)
Biological process (GO): cellular response to amino acid stimulus; positive regulation of TORC1 signaling
Cellular component (GO): lysosome; Ragulator complex; cytoplasm
Molecular function (GO): guanyl-nucleotide exchange factor activity
Source: RefSeq, a predicted model, not a curated record
ACUGUCUCAGCUAUUUCGCAGAAAAAUGAAAUGUGUUGAAAACCAAGGCUCACUUUCCAUUUUAUCAUCAUCAGCAGCAGCAGCAGCAAUGGAACAAGAACUCACACAAGCCGUCAACAAAAUUCACCAAGACGGCGCACUCGGCGUUGUUGCUGCAGACCGCCAGGGUCUUUGCCUCGCUGCUCGCGGCACUGGAACCAGCUCGGCCGCAUCGUUCGUCUCGCUCCUUGCCCAGCGCGCCAAGUCCUUGUCAAGCACUGCAGAGUCCCCCGUCGUUGUUAUUGAGGCGGAUCACUUCAACGUUCUGAUCUCCCAACAGAGCGACGUCACGACAGCCAUUUGGAAGCAGGCCUAAUCGCCAAGUCGUCAGUUGUUUGCAGUCGUGCUUUUCUUUGUUUCUGCUUGUUGUGAUUACAGUGCUUCGUUCAUUUGCG